GCGUCGCACGCUCAGGCUGCUGUAAAUCACGUAUAAUGCACGAUUUAAUGUAACGUAAAUAACAUUUUAAGAGGCAGCUACAGUCUCUAAAACAACACGAACAGCAGCUCAGGUUUUGCUAAAGGUUAACAAAGCGGCAGCCAUCGAACCGUCACUUUCGCUCAUGCUAUCAUUUACUUGUAUAGCCCUGAUCUGUUGUGCAUGUGCUUCGUGCUGUGGUUUCCAUUGGAACUAUGCUUGUAAUUUGAUCAAAGUAAAGGAAAUACACACUCUCCAACUCCAACAAACGCUCACAUUGCGCAAUUCAGUAUCCCUGUUGUGGAUACGGAAAGAAUAUAGGCAAAAGAAGGAAGGACAGGGAUUUAACAAUGGACAAAACACAUCCAGGAAGCAGGCCCUUUCCAAUAACAACAUUAUUCAAACAGGAACAUCAGAAAUCUGAAAAAAUGCAGGUGACAUACAGAAUUCCAGCUCUCAUCUAUAUCAGUGACAAUAAAACGUUUCUUGCCUUUGCUGAAAAGCGGAAAACUGAAGAUGACACUGAUGCAGAUGUCCUUGUGAUGAGAAAAGGAAUAUGGAAGGAUGGUGAAGUUGAGUGGGAUAGUAGUCAUGAGUUGCUCACUUCGGCUUAUCAACCAAACCGCCGCAGCAUGAAUCCAUGUCCGGUCUAUGAGAGAGAAUCCAAGACCCUCUUUCUGUUUUUCAUCACUGUUCCUGUUGGGGUCUCUGAACACAAACAAAUACACACGAAUAAGAAUGAGGCACGACUUUGUUACAUAACCAGUAAAGACACUGGCAAAACCUGGAGUGAUAUUACAGAUCUGACGGCAGAUGUGAUCGGUGAGCAGGAGAAGCACUGGGCCACCUUUGCUGUCGGACCAGGACAUGGUGUUCAAAUGAAGAGCGGAAGACUGAUUAUCCCAGCAUAUGUGUAUCCUUGCCACUCACUCAACUGUAAACCCACGUCAUGUGCAUUCACAUUCUACAGUGAUGAUAAAGGAAGUACUUGGCAUUUAGGAAAACGUGUGGAUGGUGAAUCUAAUGAGUGUCAGAUGGCUGAGAUCAUUGACGACAAAGGUAACGGUAAACUUUACUGCAAUGCUCGAAGUAUAUCUGGCCACAGAGUCGAGGCUCUAAGCGAGAGUAAUGGAGAUGCUUUUGACAAGCCUUCAUCUGCACGUAAGCUGACAGAGACCGGACAUGGCUGCCAAGGAAGUGUGUUGAGUUUUGCCCCUGAUCGAGCAAAUGAAAAAACAUGGCUACUCUAUUGCCAUCCAACCAAUCCAAGCAAGAGAAUGUGCCUUGCCGUCUACUUGAAUAAAUCCCCGUGGGAUGCCUCAGGAUGGGAGGACCGUAAAUUGAUAAUCUACGAUGGUCCAAGUGGAUACUCAGAUCUGGCUCACUGUGAAGAUGGAAAACACUUUGCCUGUCUCAUGGAAUGUGGAGAGAUAAAGGAGAUUGAAGGGAUAGCCUUUGUGCUUUUUAAACUCCGUGACAUCAUUUAGGCCAGGGAU
Molecule: messenger RNA, 1514 nt
Organism: Onychostoma macrolepis
Lineage: Eukaryota; Metazoa; Chordata; Actinopteri; Cypriniformes; Cyprinidae
Gene: neu3.2
Product: sialidase 3 (membrane sialidase), tandem duplicate 2
Exons: 3
Coding region: 369-1505 (378 amino acids)
Biological process (GO): ganglioside catabolic process; oligosaccharide catabolic process
Cellular component (GO): membrane; cytoplasm; lysosome
Molecular function (GO): exo-alpha-sialidase activity
Source: RefSeq, a predicted model, not a curated record